GAAGACUGAGAAACGCCAUGGCUGGCUGUCGACUCUGCUGUCGUUCUAUCACUCUGUCGACGCUGCAGUCGUCCUAGCAUAUCGCCACCUGUCCUCCUCUCCUCCUCCUCUCCUCCUCCUCCUCUCCUCCUCCUCGUCCGCCUCCUCCUCUCUUCAUCCGGGACAACAGAAAACAGGCGUCGUGCUACUCUCCCUCUCUCCCUCUCUCCCUCUCUCCCUCUCUCCUCUCUACUCUCCGAGGAAACACCUCCUCCUCUUCCUCCUCCUCCUCCUCCUCGUCCUCCUCCUCCUACUCCUCCUGCUGCUGCUGUUGCCAUGGAGGUGACAGGCGGCGCUUCCGCUUCGAUAGGCUUGCAGGAGAGCUUCCGCCAUAGCCGUCCUGCUAAUCGAGGUGCUGCUUUCUUCCCUCCAUUCAUCCACGACUCCUCCUCCUCCUCCUCCUCCUCCUCCUCCUCCUCCUCCUUCUUUGUCGCCUUCCUUGUCCUCCUCCUGGCCAGCAGUGCUGCUUCUGAGCCGCAAUGUGGCCUUGGAGCUGCCAUUGCCACGUGUGCUAAUAAUCUCUGCUGCAGCCAGUUCGGAUUUUGCGGGAAUACCAUCGAGUACUGCGGCGAGGGGUGUCAAAGCAAUUGCGUGCUAAGGGAGCCCAGUCUGGAGGGGGUUCGAUGUCCAGUCACACCGCCAACCCCCAAGCCUUACACAGGGAGAGCUUGCAGUUCGCGCGUGCGCGUAAGCGGGGGGGGGCGCACACACCGCAGCUUGAGAGCGGCCAGCUGCUCUCCUAGAGUGGAUAUCAGCGAAUGCCAGUUGUACGAGAUCAUGGGAGGCCGGUCUCGAUGCCCCAACUGCCGGUUUUACUACCGGUAUAUAGUCGAUGCCAUGAAGAAGUUUCGGCUGAACUGUCCAGAUCGAAUUGCCGCGUUCCUAGCGACCGUACGGCACGAGACUGACGCGCUGCGCACUCUCUUUCAGCCGGUCGACUGCGGGGGGGGGGGCAUCCACAUGAUCCCGCUGAACUUCCCGCUCUUUCUGUCCGGGCGCGGGAAACUGCCCGCGCUGAGGCGGCAGUUCGAGCGGGUGUUCCCGCGCGGAUUCCGCGUUGGCGCCAACACCACCUGCGCGCGGGAAUUGCUCUGCGCCUCGCGCAUCGUGCAGCUGCCGCAGAACGCCUUCGAGACGGCGGCGUGGUGGUUUCAAAUCGGAUCCAGACGCGCGCUCGGCGCGCAGGGCUGUCGCGACUUGCGUCGGGAUGCCGACGUGGGCCUGGGUGUCCCUGAAGGGCCCAAUGGGACCCGCCCUGCCACGGGCUUCUACAAGAUCAGCCGUUGCGUCUUCGGUUCGGCGCCUGAUGCCGGUCUCGGGCAGCGGCUAGACUACUACCACGAAGCUCGAAUGGUGACAGAUAAGCUCCUCAAGUGAAAACCACACACGUGGGGGGAGUAAGGAUAAGGAUAUGGAUAAGGAUAUAACACUUUGUUAGAUUGACAUGCGAGGAAAACAAACAAAAACAAAAAAGAGAAUGAGGAACGGACUCCGAGGAGCUGUGCAUUGGCUGGUGGCAUCGCUUCCCUGCCGUCAAAAUCCUAGACAUGCUGAGGAGGACAAAGAGGCGGGGGUACAGCGACCGGAGGAAGAGAGGUCCCGGGGCUAGGUCCCACUUACACGAAUUAAGCGAUAUUGACCGAAGAUAGCAAAGAUCAACAGCCAGAAUCUCUUAAUCCGUGCAAGUGGGACCUUGCCCCCUCCACUGGGCCGUAGCCGUGGGAUUCAGAUGCCAACGAAACCAGCUCGAGUUUAAUUGACGAAAACAGGAAAAAGUCCCAAAAAAAAAAACAAAAAAAAAACGGAUGGAUAAAUCGGGAAAAAAAAAGGAUGUAUAAAUCGAGCCCUCGAGGUGGGUGUCCCUCAAGAUUCCACUGACGCCAACAGAAAAUGAAACUUUUGAGGUCCGACUGAUGGUUGGAAAGUUUGGUGGUGCCGCAAGGCGAUUUGGGAAGAGCGCCAGGUGCACACAACCUUGCCCUUCGGAACGCGUCGGCGAAAUUUCUAUGAAGUUUCAUGCUCUGAGUACAGUACAUGCGGAGAAGGAAGGAAUGCCAAUCUGUCGAUGCUUGUACGAGAAGCCAUCAAUAUCCACUGUUUUCACUCUUCCUCUUCUCCCUGUUUUCACUUUCUUCUUCUUCUUCUUCUUCCUCUCAAUGCCGCUCAUAAAUUUUCUUCUUCUUCCUUCUUCCUUCUUCCUUCUUCCUUCUUCUUCUUCUUCUUGUCAAUGCCGCUCAUAAAUUUUCUUCUUCUUCUUCUUCUUCUUCUUCUUCGCUGUACAUGCUUGUUCCUUGGGAUAUAGUUUUCCCUCUUCCUUAGAAAAACGUUCGGAGUUGGAACUUCCCUCCUCCUCCAUUCCCAUCCACUCCUCUCCCCGCCGCUCUGGGAUGCCCGCCCCUCUUCUCCUUGUCCUUUUCCGCCAUCUCUCUCCUUUUCCAGCUUUUGUCCUUUGUCUUUUUUUUAGGUUUCCUCUGUUCUGCCCUAUGCUUGCCUUACAUUCUCUCUCUCUCUCUCUCUCUCUCUCUCUCUCUCUCCUUGCGUAAUAUUCAAAAGGAUGCC
Messenger RNA from Chara braunii, 2598 nucleotides. The record is from the annotation of a GenBank genome assembly. NCBI's taxonomy places the organism in Eukaryota, Viridiplantae, Streptophyta, Charophyceae, Charales, Characeae.